UUGAGCUGCGCAUGCGCUCUUUUGAGGAGCUUCCUCCUGAAAUUUUAUGGACGGCGAAACAACACGCUGAAAUUUUUCGAGAGUAGCAGCGAUUUUCUGCUUCUUUGUUAAUUGGUAUUCAUGACCAGACUUCAAGAUGGAUGAGGCUCAGUGGCUGAACCUGAAGAAGCACCUUGCUGUGUACAUGGUGGAAGUGUACUGCUGCAAGUUGUGCAAUGACUUUUCGUCCACUCACAAGACUGUGGUUGCAUCUCACAUGCACAGUAUGCAUCCUGGAGAUGUGGUGGGUCUAGUGAAACUUGACCCUGAUGAACCCGGCACUGUGGCUGAUACCGAGGUGCAGGCAGCCGAGGAGGAAGAUAAUGGAAUGAAAGAGGAAGCUGCAGGGGAAAGCACAGACCUGGCGUUUGCCAGGCAGGUGGCUGAAAGCAAACAUAUUGAGAAGGAGAUCUUGCAGAUGCUCCAGACAAAUAGUGAUGUGGGCUUCCAAACAGUUGGUGAGGAAACAAAAAUGCUGCAGGGGGAAAACAAGGAAAACAAACAAUCCAAGAAAAACAAAAAGCGUAAGAAAUCAAAGAAGAGUGAGGGAAGCAACAAAAAACCAAAGAGGAAAAACAAGAAGAUGUGCAAGAUGUGUGGGUUCACAACAAAGUCUUCAGAAGAAUUCAAAUCCCAUCUCGAAAGGCACUAUGAUGAUCCCAGCAGUCGCGUGUGUGAGGUUUGCGAGACUGUAUUUGAUACAUACAAGGCCCUUAUGAAGCACACCAGGAAAGGAUGUCCCCCCUCACAUCCCCGGAUCUAUAAGUGCGAGGAGUGUGGGAAAACUUGCCAUGACCGCCGAGCCAUCAUUGAACACAUGGUCGUUCAUUCAGAAGACAGGCCCUAUGCGUGCCAUAUUUGUGGCAAGUCGUACAAAACAAAAAAGAUCUUACGUCGUCAUGAAGGAAUCCAUGCCAUGGCCAGGGACGUCUUCCAGUGCCCAGAAUGUACCUUCAAGACCCACUGGAAGACCAACAUCAAGAGGCAUAUAAUGGAGGUCCACAAAAAAGACUCUCGUCCUCUUUACUCCUGCACUCACUGUCCCUUUACCACGCCCAACAAAAGAUACAUUGAGAAACAUAAGUUUGGUCACUGGAAGGACUGCCCUUACAUGUGCGAAAACUGUGGUAAGAUGUUCAAAGCAGAGAUAGACCUCGAGGCGCAUAAACAGACUCACAUCCAACCAGAUAUUGCCUGGCAGCUCAUCCAACUCCAGAACAGUGAGCCCCAACUUGUAGAGGAGACCAUCGUCCAGUACCAGCCGCAGCUUCAGAUGCAUACGCAGGAGAUUCAGAUCCAUGACCAUGAUACCAAUCUCCAAGCUGUUCAGGUCACCAUGAAUGAGCAGGAUGAAGCUGCUAAGACUAUUGUCCUUUCACAGAUCCCUGUUGUGCAGUACUUGGACAUUGUGACUGGAGAUGUACAUGUGUCUAGUCAAGAAUAACCACAUUGUGUGUUUUUUUUUUUCAACAACAAAAAUAUUGUGCCUUACACCUGAGAAACAUAAUUUAUCUUUUAUUUGAUGAAAGUCAAAGUGAAGACCUGAAAAGCCUCCCAUUUUUCAUCUUUUAUUAUUUAUUAAAGAUAAAGAUUAUGUGGUAGAUCAAAAUCACAAGUUUGGUUGACUUUCUUUCUACAGUUCAUACAUCUGUUCUGUGCAUCAGUGAAAGGGGAAAGAGUAAGAGGCGUGUAGGCCCUGUAAUGGACACACACAAUUGAUCCAGGAACUCCUUUCUGUCUCAAUAUGUUCACUCUUUAUUGCUUCUGAAUCUAAUUUUAACAUCUUGUAUAAAAUGUUGCUUUUUACUAAGCUUUAAGAUUUUGCUUUCUUCAGAAGUUUAUUUCUUUGAUAAAAUGUGAGGGCUCAUCUAUUAAUUUUGUUAAAAAUUCAAACAUUCCAAAUUGAUAUGGUACUGUUUUUCAUGUUUUACAAUGAAGCUUGUUUUUGUGAAAUAUCCACUUGCCUGCAGGAAUUAUUUUGGACAAUAACAAACUUUUUAUAAGGCUGGAAAAUAUGUUUUCUAGCAGUCACUACACAACUUUAUUGAUACAUCAGAUCUUUCCUUUAUGGCCAGUAGCAAAGGGUAAAAAGACCGCUCAAGGGAAACAAGAAAAUCAGUCUUUAUGAGCAGGUGAUCUUUAUGUACAGGUUCCUAUCAUACAUCAAAGGGCAAGUCCACUCCAAAAAUAUCUAACUUACAAUAGAAGCAGAAAAAUCAG
Strongylocentrotus purpuratus (purple sea urchin) is the source of this 2259-nucleotide messenger RNA. RefSeq names its product zinc finger protein 816. The transcript has 2 exons. Gene Ontology annotation, cellular component: nucleus. NCBI's taxonomy places the organism in Eukaryota, Metazoa, Echinodermata, Echinoidea, Camarodonta, Strongylocentrotidae. Gene Ontology annotation, molecular function: RNA polymerase II transcription regulatory region sequence-specific DNA binding; DNA-binding transcription factor activity, RNA polymerase II-specific. The record is from RefSeq and is a predicted model, not a curated record. Gene Ontology annotation, biological process: regulation of transcription by RNA polymerase II. Bases 137 to 1483 code for a protein of 448 amino acids.